AUGAGUUCACAGACUUCACAACUUGAUUCCAGUGUAGUCGAAGUACAAAUUAAGCCGUCUUAUUAUAUUCUGCCUAGUGUAUCCACCUUCUGUCAAGCUAAUCAACUAUGUUAUAACCACGGAUUUUCAGUUGGUAAACAAUUGACAUUACCAAGGAAAGAAGAUUUAAAAUAUUUGAAUAUAAGUGGAAAUACACUUUCAUUUUGGAUGGUAUAUAGCACUUUGUUAGCUUCACAGUAUGAUAAACCAAUAACAUGGAGAUAUUAUGAUCCAUCUCUAAAGAUUAUUGAUAUAGAUCAACUGAGAUUCACAAAGUUUCUACCAUCUAAUUUUAAAAGUAUUGAAUGUUGUCUAAUCAGUUAUGGUUCAGUAGAGUCAUUUGAAGUGGUGGCUUGUAAGACUAUGCGAACAGUGAUAUGCAUUGAACAAAUCCAUAUGAAUGUUAAAAAAUACUUGAAUAUUGAUUCAGCUAUCUCAGUAAAGAGGUUUAAGUCUGAGAGAUUAACUAUCACCGGUCCUGUAUUAUUCAAUGAUUAUGGACAUGGUUGUUAUACAACACUGGCUAGAAAUACUGUAUUACAGUGCACUAUUGAGUAA
This is a messenger RNA of Heterobilharzia americana, 597 nucleotides long. The record is from the annotation of a GenBank genome assembly. Lineage: Eukaryota; Metazoa; Platyhelminthes; Trematoda; Strigeidida; Schistosomatidae.